Nezara viridula (southern green stink bug) is the source of this 3795-nucleotide messenger RNA. Lineage: Eukaryota; Metazoa; Arthropoda; Insecta; Hemiptera; Pentatomidae. The record is from the annotation of a GenBank genome assembly.
CUUGCGUAUCUAGUGCUGCCAUCUGUAGGAAACUGUUAAUAAUUUGAUCUCUUUUUAACGCCAUUUUCCCUUACUUGUUAAGUACAGUUGUAUUUCGUGUUAAGUCGAAGCAUUAUUUAGAAGUUAAGGUAAUUGCCGGACUUAAAGAACACUAAGGCAUUUUCGUUCUUAAACCUUACAGUAUUAAGAUUACUUUGGUCAGAAAUGGGCGGACGAGACGGUAGAAGAGGUGGUGCCAGAGGAGGCCGGGGUGGAAGAGGUGCUGGAAGUGGUGGUCGUGGAGGCAGGGAUUUUGGACGUGGUGGAUUUGAUCGUAGGGAUGGUUUUGGAAGUUUAAAAGGCAAACAACCUGGUGGACGCCUAAGAAAACCUAGUUGGAAUAUGGCUAAUUUAGAGCCAUUCAAGAAAGAUUUUUAUGUUCCUCAUCCAAAUGUCUUAAACAGGACAGAAGAUGAUAUUGAAAAAUUUCGAGAAAGCAAAUCAAUUACCAUUAAGGGGGACAGAAUCCCACCUCCAAUAAUGCGAUUUGAAGAUGUUAAUUUUCCUGACUAUGUUAUGAAUGAAGUCAAAAAACAAGGAUAUGAUGAACCUACACCAAUUCAAGCCCAAGGUUGGCCUAUAGCAUUAAGUGGGAGAGAUAUGGUUGGAAUCGCACAGACUGGUUCCGGUAAAACUUUAGCAUAUAUUCUUCCAGCUAUAGUUCAUAUAAAUAAUCAACCAAGGUUGAGACCAAGGGAUGGUCCUAUUGCUCUCAUUUUAGCUCCUACACGUGAAUUGGCUCAGCAAAUUCAACAAGUUGCCAACGACUUUGGAUCUCAUACUUCAGUUCGGAAUACUUGUAUUUUUGGUGGUGCACCUAAAGGAGGGCAGGCGAGAGACUUGGAAAGAGGUGUUGAAAUUGUCAUUGCAACUCCUGGAAGACUUAUAGAUUUUCUUGAAAAAAAUACAACUAAUUUGAAAAGAUGUACAUAUUUAGUAUUAGACGAAGCAGAUAGAAUGUUAGACAUGGGUUUUGAACCUCAAAUUAGGAAAAUAAUAGAACAAAUACGUCCUGAUCGACAAGUAUUGAUGUGGUCUGCUACUUGGCCGAAGGAAGUCCGUAACUUAGCUGAAGAAUUUCUUCACAAUUAUAUCCAAUUAAAUAUUGGAUCAUUAGAGUUAUCUGCUAAUCACAAUAUCCAACAAUAUGUUGAUAUUUGUGAUGAAUAUGAAAAACCUGACAAGCUUUGUGAUCUCUUGACAGAUAUUUGUAGAGAAUCAGAAUCAAAAACUAUCAUUUUCACUGAGACCAAGCGAAGUGUUGAUGAAAUCGUUAGGACAAUAAAUCGAAGGGGCUGGAAAGCCUGUGGAAUCCAUGGUGACAAAUCACAACAGGAUCGUGAUAUGGUUUUAAAUGAUUUUCGUACUGGCAGGGUAAACAUCCUCGUAGCAACCGAUGUUGCUGCCCGAGGUUUGGAUGUUGAAGAUGUAAAAUUUGUUGUCAAUUAUGACUAUCCUUCUUCAUCGGAGGAUUAUGUCCAUCGAAUAGGACGUACUGGAAGAUCGCAAAGAACAGGAACGUCAUAUACAUUUUUCACAACUGGAAAUGCUCGCCAAGCAAAAGAUCUCAUUUCAGUUUUGCAAGAGGCAAAGCAAACUUUAAAUCCUCGCCUUCUGGAACUAUGCGAAAUGGCAAAGUGUGGAGUUUUUGGAAAACCCAGAAGCACAAGAUUUGCUGGUAAAGAAAGGGGCAGCAAAGGUGGAAGAGGAGGCAGAGGUGGUAGAGGAGGCAGUGAAAGGAGAGGACGGCCUGAAAGAAGAGGACCAAGUGGAUCAGAAAGAAGAGGGAGUGAUCGAAGUGGUGGUGGUAGGGGAGAUCGCAGUUCAGAGAGGAGAGGAAGUAGUGACCGAUGGGGAAGAGAUUCAGCUCCACCAUCAGGCCGGGGUGGUGGUUUUGGAAAUAGAAUGGGUUCUGGUGGAGGAUUUGAUAGUGGUGGACGCAGUGCACUAGGUGGCAGUGGAGGUGGUUUUGGAGAAAGAGAGCCUCAAAGGAACAGCGGUUUUGGCAAUGAUGUGGGCGGUAGAGGAGGUGGUUUCAGGAUGAAACCGCCUACUCUACUUCCACCUGAAAAUUUUAGUGAGAGGAAUGGUCCAAGAGGAGGAAACUACUCAGAAGGUGAUGGGUUUGGCAGUGAUAAUGGUAGGGGUUUCGGAAAUGCUGGUGGCGGUAGAGCCUUUGGUGGUGAUAACAAUCGUGGUGGAUUUGGUUCAGAUAAUGGUAGGAGAGGAUUUGGUGGAGAGGGUAGGGGAGGAUUCGGAGGUGAUGGUGGAAGAGGAGGAUUUGGGGGAGAUGAUGAUGAUGGAUUUGGUAGAGGAAGGGAUUCAAGUAACUCGAGGAUAGGAGGAAGGGGUGGAGGUAGUGGAGCAGGAGGUAGAGGUGGUAUGUCUAGAGGGAUGAGUGGUGGUGGCAGUGGUAGUGGAGCUCCACCGAGAGGAGGAGGAAGAGGAGGCGGUGCGUUAGACAGGGGUGGUAGGGGCGGUUCUGCCGGGAGGGGUGCGCCAGCAUCUACCACCAACAGGAACAGUUACAACUCAGGUCCUGCUCCAUCUUCUAGAGGAACUUAUGGCCAGGACAGGCUUCCUAGCGGAGGAACUGCUGGAGGUUAUGAAACUAGGCAGACAGAUAGUAACAAUCUUGGAUAUGAACGACGAAAUGAUCGAAGAUCUGAUUGGGCUUCAGAAAACCCAGUUCCAGAAAAAAGAUCUAGAUUUUCUGACAAUACUUCGAGUGCCGCAGCUCCACCCCCACCACCUCUUAUGAGCAGCACUCCAAGUGUUCCUUCAACAAAAUCAGCUCAAAUGCCUACUAACUUCAGUCAGCCUCCACCAAAUUAUAGCAAACCACCUCCUAAUUAUCACACAGCUGUUCCUCAGGCUACCCAGGCUUAUCAGGCAACUCCGCAGCAAGCUACUAACAUGAUGCAGUACCCUCAGCACAUGUAUCAACAACAAAACUACAUGAUGUAUCAGCAAAUGUACCAGCAUCAAAUGAACGGAUACCAGCAGCAACAGCAGGCUCAACAGCAAACCUAUCAACAACAACCACCACUUCCAAAAUGAUGAAAUAAUUUCAUUCCAUAAAAGCUUAACUGUCAUUCUAAUAUAUAUAUAUAAUUUUUUAUAUAAUUAUACAUAUUUAUGUAUGUGUAUAAAUAUUUGUGAUUCUAUUGGAUGUAUUGCACUGAAUAAUUUAACAAGUUUAUUGUGAUUUUAUAAUUUUAGCAAAUGAGAUACUAUUUGUUUUCUUUAAUAUUUUUUGUUCAUUUUGUUUUUUAAUUUAUUUUACUCGGAGAACAUUAAAAUAUUGUGACAAACCUUUUAUUUUAAUAAGUUAUUUUCCCCCUAAUUUUUAAUUUAAUUUAAUUUUUCUAUUAUGAUAGGUGAGUAUUUAAAUGAGCGUAAUACUAUUUGAAGUGCUUAUUAUAAGCAGUAAGUAACUGUUCUACUCAUUGUAGUUUCAUUUUUCCUUUGCUGCUAUUGAAUUUUUAAUUUUAAUCCACUUUUUUCUUUUUAAUUUUGCUUCUGAUAUAUUAACAUUUUGUUGCAAAAAAGAAUAUUGUAAAUAAGAAAGAAAAAUAAUAAUAACUUCACAAUAGCCAUUCAUGUGAGUUAACUGUUGAAUAUCUGUUCCCUUAUUUCACCCCUAUGUGUAAAUUAUAUAAUUAUCAUAAAAAAUAUAUAAGUUCUUUCUUUUUUUUGUCAUGCAUCCUAAAUUGUUUUAUACAUUGGUGAUGAUUAUUACAUAUAAGAAGAGGG